AUGAAGAUAAAGUUGAGUGCAUCAAAACCUUGUAUCCUUAUUGCAUCUUUGUUUACAGCCGUCCUUCUCUUCAAACCAAGUCUUUGUGCUGCAUGCAUUGAAACCGAAAAACAAGCACUCUUAACCUUCAAACACUCUUUACAUGAUCCCUCAAAUAAGUUAUCUUCUUGGGAUGACAAAGUUAAUUGCUGCUGGUGGAAAGGUGUUCUCUGCAGCAGCAGCUUAACUGGCCAUGUUGAAGGACUUCAACUUCAAAGUGGCUUAAAUGGCACACUGAGCUCAUCUUUGCUUGACCUGAAGCAUUUGAGAUAUCUCGACCUCAGCCAAAACAAUUUCCUCCAACCAAUCCCUUCCUUCAUUGGAUCACUCGCUAGCCUCGAGUAUUUGAAUUUAUCUCACGCCGAAUUUUACGGAAAGAUUCCAUAUAGCAUUGGAAAUCUUUCUAAGCUGCACACUCUAAGUUUAGAGGAGACUCGUUCCACACCAUCACCAUUACAAGUGGAUAGCCUGGAAUGGUUGUGGGGGCUUUCUAAUCUAAAGCAUCUCAAUUUGAAUGGGGUGAAUCUCAGCCAAGCGCGCGACUGGGAAAAACAGGUCAUCCAUAAACUCCCUUCUUUAAUCCACCUUCAUUUAAGUUCUUGCAUUCUUAGCGAUUCUGCACGUUUGUCGAACGAUGUCAAUAUCAGCCGUUCGAAUUUAGGCACUCUUGAUCUCUCCUCAAACUCCUUUGCCACCAUCCCAGAAUGGAUUUUCCAACUCACCAAUCUUAAUUUUCUUGAUUUGAGUGUCAACUCGUUCGGAGGUCCAAUCCCGACAAAUGCCAAUUUCACAAGACUCCAACACAUUAAUCUCUCAGAAAAUCAUUUCAAUUCCACCAUUCCAGACUGGCUCUACACUUGUGAAAACAUUGAGUUUGUCGAUUUGGGAUCGAAUAAUUUACAGGGGAAUAUUUCCAGUGCCAUAUCGAAUUUAACCUCUCUCGCCACCCUCGUUUUAUCCCACAACGAACUUUCUGGAGAAAUACCGAGAGAAAUCGGCAGCCUGUGCAAAAUGCAAAGGCUGGACCUAUCUUACAAUAAGUUGGGAGGAGAUAUAUCCGAUUCAUCAUUUGCAAAAUGCAAAGGCAGUUUGGAAUUUCUGGAUUUGAGUAUGAAUCAACUUUCUGGUCAUCUAACUCAUCUGUUCGGGUCAUUCAAGCAGCUGAGAGCUCUAAUGCUUGGCAGAAACUCGUUAUCGGGCGUGAUUCCAAGCAAUAUAGGAAACUUAUCUUCCCUUCAGUCUUUAGACAUGUCUUAUAACAGAUUGAGUGGGACUCUCCCAGAGAGUGUUGGCCAACUUUUUAACUUGAAAGGUCUUCUCCUUCAUUUUAAUAUGCUGGAAGGAGUCGUGACUGAAGCCCACUUUGCCCGUCUCUCGAAACUCACAGUUUUAUCCGCCUCUGGAAAUCACUUGACUUUAAACAUAAGCAAACUUGACUGGAUUCCGCCUUUCAAACUAGAGACACUUCUGUUGGGUUUAUGGAGUUUGGGCUCAGACUCUCGGAUUUUCUCGUGGCUUGGGACACAACAGAACAGUAUUUUGGAACUCGAUUUAUCUUGUACCGGAAUCUCGAGCGAUGUCCCCAGCUGGCUCUGGAGUGUCAAAUAUCUCAACCUCUCAUAUAACCAGCUUCAUGGCAAGAUUCCGGUUAUAAGUGAUCCUAAGGUUGACGAUGUUAGUUAUGGCAGAUUCAUAUAUUUGAGUUCCAACAAUUUUAGCGGCCCAUUGCCUCGUGUGGGAAACAAAGUGUCAGAGCUUGAUCUCUCGAACAAUUCGUUUUCGGGAGGAAUAUCCCACUUCCUUUGUCAAACCUCAACUCAAUACUUAGCCAGAAUUCUCGAUCUCGGGGGAAAUCGUUUGAGUGGCGAAUUGCCGGAUUGUUGGAUGACUUGGCCAGUCUUGCAAGUGUUGAAUUUAGGCAAUAACAACUUCUCUGGAAGAAUACCAAACUCUAUUGGUUCUCUUGUCUACUUAGUGUCUUUGAAUCUAAACGACAACAAUCUUUCUGGCCAUAUACCGUUUUCAAUUGACAACUGCUCGAAAUUACUGAAGCUGGACUUUGCUCGUAACAAUCUUGAUGGUAACAUGGGAACAUGGACCUGGACAAGCUUGUCCGGAUUGAAGUAUCUCAUUUUACGCUCAAACAACUUCGAUGGAGAAUUGAAUCCAUCCAUUUGUCAACUCAACUCUCUUCAAAUUUUAGAUCUCUCAAACAACAGAUUCUCAGGGGUAAUUCCCAGCUGUGUAGACAGCUUUACUGCAAUGACUACAACACGAAGUCUUCCGGAAGGUAAAUUCGACUACGGAGCACCGGGAUAUUCCUUUUACUAUGGAGAAACAGGAUAUUCACUUCACCCGAGAGCAUUUAUAGAGAGUGCAUCGAUCAACAUUAAGGGCAACGAACUCCACUACGACACCAUUCUCCCAUUGGUCACUGGCAUCGACCUUUCCCGGAAUAAUUUUUCCGGCGAUAUCCCGAGUGAGAUAACGAGUCUGGUGGAAUUGAAAUCACUAAAUCUAUCGGGAAAUAAUUUCACAGGAAUUAUUCCAGACAACAUUGGAAACAUGAAGCAACUCGAAUCACUUGAUCUCUCGAGGAAUUUUCUGUCCGGUGAAAUUCCUAAUAGCUUCACACUUAUGACUUCUCUGGAGUAUGUGAACCUGUCUAGCAAUAACUUGAGUGGGAGAAUUCCUGAAAGCACACAACUCAGGGGCUUUAACGAGUCGAGCUUUGAUGGGAACAAUCUUUGUGGGCCGCCACUAACGCUUUCUUGCACUGAGGAAGGAGAAGUCGUUAGAGAAGCUGGUGAAGAACGUGAGAAGCGGGAGAUUGAGUGGUUUUACGUGUGCCUUAGCUUAGGAUAUGCAGUCGGACUUUCGCUUGUCGUCACUGCAUUCGUGUUGAAGAAAGCAAGGGAAGCGUAUUAUGGAUUUUUACAGGACACGUGGGAUAAUGUGUAUGUGUUUUUCUGUAUUAAGUGGAGGAGCCUUACAAGAGCCUUGGGCCAAGAUUAA
Molecule: messenger RNA, 3054 nt
Organism: Striga asiatica
Lineage: Eukaryota; Viridiplantae; Streptophyta; Magnoliopsida; Lamiales; Orobanchaceae
Source: the annotation of a GenBank genome assembly